Molecule: messenger RNA, 2587 nt
Organism: Leptopilina boulardi
Lineage: Eukaryota; Metazoa; Arthropoda; Insecta; Hymenoptera; Figitidae
Gene: nbs
Product: nibrin
Exons: 9
Coding region: 139-2283 (714 amino acids)
Biological process (GO): mitotic G2 DNA damage checkpoint signaling; double-strand break repair via homologous recombination
Cellular component (GO): Mre11 complex
Molecular function (GO): damaged DNA binding; protein binding
Source: RefSeq, a predicted model, not a curated record
UACUGUUCGUGAAUAUCAAUGGCGGGAGAUGGAUUUUGUUUUUAUUAUUUAUAAUCUUUUUUUUUUAUUUAAAUAAAUAAAGAUAAAAAAAUAUAAAGAAGAUUGUGUGCUAAAUUGAAAGAUAGUUUUGACUUCAAGAUGUGGUUUUUAAAGGGACCUAAAGGUGAAAUAAUUUAUCUGAAACGCAACUCCUCAAUAAAUGUGGGAAGAAUUCAAGGCGAUAUUGUUUUGAGAGAUGAUAAAUCUAUCAGUAGAAAUCAUGCUUCAGUUUCAGUUGAACCGAAGAAUUACAAAAACAAAUCGUUGUGUUUUGUCAAGGAUAUUGGCUCAAAAUAUGGAAGUACAAUUAUGAGAGGAAGUGAAACAAUAAAAAUAACAAAGGAAGGAAUAGAAGUUCAUCAUAAGGAUAAAAUUAAAUUUGGAUUGCAAAACAAUGAUUACGUAGCUUUCUACAUUCCUACAGUAGUAUUGGUUUCUUCUAUGAAUGAUACUAAAUAUUUGCAGUCAUUAAUUAACGAGCUUGAUGGAUACAUCGUUCUCGAAUGGUCAAAUGAUGUAACUCAUCUCACAACUAUAAAGGCAAAAUUGGGAGAAAAGAUAGCAACUGCUCUUGUCAAUUGUGUUCCAAUUGUUGGAAUAGAAUAUUGGGAAGCUGUUAAGCUUGCAGUUAAGAAUAAUCAAGAUUUACCCAAAUUUUCUGAUUAUAUUCUUCCAAUUUCAGAGGAUAUAAUAGACAAUACAAAAGUGUCUCUAUCGCCAAAUAUCAUUCGAAAAUCAUUAUUUAGUGGUUCAUCAUUUUUAUUUUUCAGCUAUUCACAGCUUAAUAUUUACAAGAAGAUCAUUAAUGACGCAGGUGGAAAAACUAUAAUGUUCAAGAAAUCAAUUCACUCUGAUUUAAAGCAAUUUUGCUCGGAUAAUUUUAUUGUUGUCUAUUAUAUGAUUGGUUCUAGUCAAACGGAAGAGAGUAUUCUCGAUACGCAGAGAACAAAAACAGCUUACGAGGAAAUUGAUGAACUAUUACGAAAAUCAAAGCGUCGAAUGAUUUCCGAUUCAGAAAUAAUGUUGGCAAUUUUACAUUGUUCUUUGGAUAAAUAUUGUAACACAAAACAUAAUUAUAAAGAAUUAUUGUUGAAACAAAAUAUUAAUGUUUCGAAAGAUGAUAGAAAAACUAUUUUUGCAUUAGACACUGAAGAAUUACAUUCAAAAACAUUGGAAUCACACAAUAAUGACAAUAUUGUGCCUGAGUCAAUUGAAAUAACAAGUCAAGAUACUCAAUGGAGUGUUAUUGGAAAUCCAAGUAAAAUUCCCCCUUCUUCAUUGGGAAUUUCGGCAAUUAGUACAAUUAAAGGUGAUAGUCAAGAAUCCACCGAAGAUAUUGGAAGUGAAUUGUCUAAACUCACUGUUGAUAAUAAACGUUCUGAAAAAAGAAGUUCAGAAUUUAUAAGUUCAACACCAGUGAAAAGGGCAAAAUUUAAUAAUGCAAGUUCUUUAUUUCCUGUUGUCUCAAAAAAAAGUUCACAAAAUAUUCUAAAUUCACAAGAUUUACUUAUUUCUCAAAUAUCUAAAAAUUCCCAAUCAAUAAAUAGAGACGAUUCUAUAAUUGUUGAUUACGUUAAAAAAUCAACUACUUCUUCUUAUUCUUCUCAAUCACAAAAUAAAUUUAACCAACCGUCAACAUCAAAUAAUAAUGAAAAACAAAAAGUUAAAUCAACAAAAAAUAUAUUUGACAAUUGGAUGGAAGAAAAACCAAAAUCAAAUAAAAUAGAAAUAAUCGAAGAUUUGGAUUCGCCAAAGAAAAAAACAACAACAAUUGAUAAACGUGAUUCAUCGUUAAAGGAAAAUAAAAUUCCACAAAAAAUAAGAACACAUUCUGAUUCAAUGGUGAAUGAUAAUUUUAUUGAUGACAAUGAACCACAAAUGAAAAAAAGAAGAAUAAAUACUAAUAAUAGUAGUAGCAGUUCAAGUUCAUUAGGAAUUAAUUCUGAAAGGAAUGAUAAAAGAAAACGAGACACUGGAAAUGAUUCAGAUAGCAAUCAAUUUGUUAUUGAAAAGAAACAAAAUCGUGAUGAUAAUGAGAAAAUAUUUCAAAUAGAAGUAGGGGAUAAUUUUAACAGUAACGAUGACGAUUGUCUUAUAGUCACGGGUUUAAUUCGUCAAGAAUUAAGUGAUCCUUCUCUAAACGAUACUUUUGGCCAGAAAAUAUUUAAUAAGGCUUAUAAUAAAAUUCCAAGAAUGAGAAUAACACUUGAUUCUAUGGUUUCUUAUGGAAUCGAGGUUGAAUAAUAAAGAUGUGUUUGAAUAUAAAAUUACUCUCAUAUCUUUUGUUAUUAUUUCAUAUUAAUUAUUAUUAUUAUUAUUAUCGCCUCAGUCGUGUUUAAUUAUUUAAUGAUUGUCAAAUUUGUUAGUUAUCGGUUUUCUUUGUCACGUUUAAACGUUCAUUUGCCGAUUGUCAAAUUGUAUUCUUGUAUGCGAGUAGAAUUUUGUCAUAAACAUGAAAUGAAAUAUUAUUUUUAUAAUAUGUAUGAGUUUUCAUUUUUGUUAAAAAAAAAAAAAAAAAAAAAAGUAAAUAAAUAUUCUAUUUGUAAUA